CGGAGACGGCUCGCGUGCAUUUCUUAGUUCCUGAAACUUGAAGCUUACUUGGGUUUGAGUCUGUCGACCCUUUGUUUAUAAAGAACCAAACCCGCCUCCUCUACUACACUUCCUCCCAAGCUCGAUACAUUCCAGCAUCUACCCCACCCCCACCCCUCUUUCACAGUCCACUACAUUCCGCCGUCACCCAUCAUGGUGCUCGACUACAGCAAAUGGGAUGCGCUCGAGCUCUCGGAUGACUCCGAUAUUGAAGUGCACCCCAACGUCGACAAGCGUUCGUUCAUCCGGGCCAAACAGGCCCAGAUCCAUCAACAACGUUCCCAGCGCCGCUAUGAGAUCGAUACCCUGAAAUAUGAGCAUAUUGUCAACGACGGCUUGCUUUCCCGAAUCGAUCAGCUUCUUACAUCCUUGAAACAGAAUGAAGGCUCUAAGAGCGUUGAGGAAGUCAUUUUCCAAAACCUUAUGGAAUUCGCAGGCAACCCGUCGGAGGACCAUCCUCCCCCACCCCCCGCGGGAGUCCAUACACAGGAGAAGGAGCAGCCCAAGUAUUCGCAAAUGAUGAGCGCUCUGCUUGACCAGGUCAAGAAGGAGAUGGGAGAUGUCAGCACCGAGAACCUCUAUAAAGAAUACAUCAAGGGCGUGCAGGGACACGAGAAUAAGGUGCAGGGCUUGCAGAGGGAGUUGCUCCAAAGGCUUGAUCAGCUUGAGAAGGAAGAGCGCAGUAAAAUCACCAGCGAUAAGUUGCACGAGGGAUUCAACACUUCCCAUAUUGCCAAGGGAGGCGAAGCUGGAAGCACGGGAUCGUCACAGCAGACGGGGACAGUUGAGCUUCUGAAUCCUGGAGCAUCAACGGCGGGCUCGUCUCAACUGGCUGCUGCUGCUGAUGACGACGAAGAGGAAGAUCCCGAGAACAUUAAAGCUAGUGAUCUUGCGAAGCGGUUUGCAAAGAUCGACCGCAGUGAUUACCGUGCUCUGCUUCAAUUCGUCUCCGCGAACCCGCAGAUUGUCGCUGAGAAGGAAACUGAUGGUCUAUUGGUCGAAGCUUUCAACAGCCAAAUGGAAGGAAAGGAUGACUAUGCUCGCACAUGUGUCCACCAGGGCUUGUUGCUGCAGUACUGCCGCUCCCUAGGCCGUGACGGAAUCUCUCUCUUCUUCAAACGCAUCACGACGGCAGACCACCAGGCAGGAACCCUCUUCCGCAAUGACGUCAAUGAAACCUACAAUAAGAUCAAGACCCGUGCGGCGGAGCUUGCAAAGGACAGCUCUGCAUCCAACGAUCCGGCAGGCGUGGAACAGAUCCAGCUGCAUGCGGUUGACCCCAACACCAAGAUUACCAUCAAUAUCCCUGCUGCCGAGAGUAACGAACCGAUUGAGGUUGAGGCACGCAAGAUCUUCGAAUCCUUCACCAAGGAUCUGCAAACAGCACUUGCAUCGGAGUCCCUGGAUGAGGUCAACAAGGUCCUCGGCAAGAUGAGUGUCGAGGAAGCCGAGGAUGUCGUUGAGAAGCUGGGGCAGAGCGGAAUGUUAAGCCUCGAGGAAGGCAUCGUUGAUGCGACCACUGAAGAAGGCAGGAAGAGGCUAGAGGAGAUUGAGGCUGAGAAUAAGAGGGAAAGAGAGGAGCAACAGGAAAUAGGAGAGCCGGGGGGUGAUGUCACUGAGCUGGACUGAGGGCAUGAGUGAUGAUUGUGCAUCUGCUGGAUGACUGGAUGUGUAUACUCAACAGCAGCUCUGUUAUUGUUUAUUUGGCAUAUACUCAAAUUGUUCAUAAUGCAUCUAUUAUGCGCCUGGGAAUGGGUAUAGUAUGUGAUUGCUCGCUCCUUGUAACAUGUACACUUGGUGGUUAUCAGCUCUUUCGAUGUUUGGGCUAUGCACCAUACUUCUUUUGAGGGCAAGUGAAUGAAAGGAGACAAUUAAGGGGUUCAAAUGUGCAUGUGGUCUACCUACAUCAAGGGGAAAUAAGCAAAAUAAAAAAACAUGUGUUUAGGAAGUGAAGAAAAAGACACAUGUACUGAGAAAAC
This is a messenger RNA of Aspergillus sclerotioniger CBS 115572, 2018 nucleotides long. RefSeq names its product Hsp90 co-chaperone CDC37. Gene Ontology annotation, molecular function: protein-folding chaperone binding; protein kinase binding; heat shock protein binding. Gene Ontology annotation, biological process: protein folding; protein stabilization. The transcript has 2 exons. The record is from RefSeq and is a predicted model, not a curated record. NCBI's taxonomy places the organism in Eukaryota, Fungi, Ascomycota, Eurotiomycetes, Eurotiales, Aspergillaceae. Bases 193 to 1668 code for a protein of 491 amino acids. Gene Ontology annotation, cellular component: cytoplasm.